Messenger RNA from Trametes versicolor FP-101664 SS1, 751 nucleotides. RefSeq lists its product as uncharacterized. NCBI's taxonomy places the organism in Eukaryota, Fungi, Basidiomycota, Agaricomycetes, Polyporales, Polyporaceae. The annotation marks the transcript as partial. The transcript has 4 exons. The record is from RefSeq and is a predicted model, not a curated record.
CUCCUCGAUCGUGUGAUACUCCCUCGUCUCGCGCCCAAAACAACUCUCGUAUUCUGCACGUAUGUCCGAGCAGCCCCAGUACGGCCUCCUACUUCCCCCCGACUCGAAGAGGCGCAAGGUCGAGGGAGAGGCACCCGACGCGUCGCAAGCAAAAGGAGACAGGAUGAAGGGUGGGCUGGAUAAGGCAAAGGCAAACUAUCUCUCCGGCCAACUCCGUCUGCGCCUGCAAUACGCGAGACUGAAAGUCGAGCAUGGAUGGCAAAGACAAUCACUGAGCGAGGUUGAGAACCUCUACUUCCGACAUACGCACCUGACGCGGCCGUAUCCCGUCAUCUCUCCCGGGGGCCGCCGCAAUGGGCGGACUUUGUCUUCUACUGCCGCAGCAGCAAGUAGCUCCGUUCACCAUCUCGCGUCGUCGACAGAUGCGCAUAAUCUGGACGCACUAGCUUCACAAGGAAGCGCACAUUUCGUCUCCGGCACUGGCACGGGUCUACGGCCCAACGCAAGCCUAGCGAGCACAUCAUCCAGCUCGAGCAUUGAAACUCCCGUGAACCCCUCCUUCCCGUCCACGCCCAUCCUCGGCGGCGGGCGUACCGCGACCCCGCACGCCCCCCACAUGGGCCUCGGCCACACCGUCACCCGCUACCCCGUUUCCCGCUCAGACUCAACAGCAACAGUGAUCAUCGACUCCGCUCCAAGCCUUCACGCUAAGCCGAGCCACCCCCCUCACACGACCCCCUCCACCCCCUUC